Marmota monax (woodchuck) is the source of this 1751-nucleotide messenger RNA. It is a transcript of the gene Tlnrd1, whose product is annotated as talin rod domain containing 1. Gene Ontology annotation, molecular function: actin binding. The record is from RefSeq and is a predicted model, not a curated record. The coding region runs from base 32 to 1120 and encodes 362 amino acids. The transcript has a single exon. NCBI's taxonomy places the organism in Eukaryota, Metazoa, Chordata, Mammalia, Rodentia, Sciuridae.
CCCAGCGGCAUGCCAGUGCCCCCUGGGCGCGAUGGCUAGCGGCAGCGCUGGGAAGCCCACUGGCGAGGCGGCUUCUCCGGCUCCUGUGAGUGCCGUCGGUGCGGCCAGCUCGCAGCCACGGAAGAGGCUGGUGUCGGUCUGCGACCACUGCAAAGGCAAGAUGCAGCUGGUGGCUGACCUGCUACUACUGUCCAGCGAGGCCCGGCCAGUGCUCUUCGAGGGCCCCGCCUCCUCUUGUGCUGGUGCGGAGUCCUUUGAGCAGUGCCGGGACACCAUCAUUGCGCGCACCAAGGGGCUUUCCAUUCUCACCCAUGAUGUGCAAAGCCAGCUUAACAUGGGCCGAUUUGGAGAGGCUGGGGACAGUCUAGUGGAGCUGGGCGACCUGGUGGUGUCGCUGACCGAGUGCUCAGCCCACGCUGCCUAUCUGGCUGCGGUGGCCACCCCAGGCGCACAGCCUGCUCAGCCGGGCCUAGUGGAUCGCUACCGCGUGACACGCUGUCGCCACGAGGUGGAGCAGGGCUGCGCGGUGCUAAGAGCCACCCCACUGGCCGAUAUGACCCCGCAGCUGCUGCUGGAGGUGUCACAGGGCCUGUCGCGAAACCUCAAAUUCCUGACGGACGCAUGCGCCCUAGCCAGUGACAAAUCACGGGACCGCUUUUCACGCGAGCAGUUCAAGCUGGGCGUCAAGUGCAUGAGCACCAGUGCAUCGGCGCUGCUGGCCUGCGUAAGGGAGGUGAAGGUGGCACCCAGUGAACUGGCGCGUAGCCGCUGCGUGCUCUUCAGUGGGCCCCUGGUGCAGGCUGUGAGCGCACUGGUGGGCUUCGCCACCGAGCCGCAGUUCCUGGGUCGCGCGGCCGCUGUGAGCGCAGAGGGCAAGGCGGUGCAGACCGCCAUCCUGGGUGGUGCCAUGAGCGUGGUGUCAGCCUGCGUGCUUCUGACCCAGUGCCUCAGGGAUCUGGCGCAGCACCCCGAUGGGGGCGCCAAGAUGUCGGACCACAGGGAGAGGCUGAGGAACUCGGCCUGCGCCGUGUCUGAAGGCUGCACCCUGCUAUCUCAGGCUUUAAGAGAGAGGUCUUCACCCAGGACUUUACCGCCAGUAAAUUCCAAUUCUGUGAAUUAGCAACACCCCCCUCCACCCCAUGCCCUUUCUUCUACCCCAGCCUAAAGGAAGACACUUAUUCUCUGCCCCUCUCCAUUUAUACCAAAGAAAUCAUAGGUGAAACACCCCCCCCCCACCACCAUGUUAAUUGCCCAAGAAGAAUCUUCCAGAAGUCAGGGCCACGCACACAACUCACAUGCACCGAAGAACCCAGGUGUCAAGCGGCCCAUACAGGAGUGGGGAGCAGAAAAUGGGUAAUCUGCUGAUUGUGGUUUUACCCCUACACCCCACCCCUGUCCGUCAACUGAAUUUUAUUAAUUGGGCAGGAAGGAGGUCAUGGGUUCAUUUCUUCUUUUUUAUUUUAAUUAAAAGAAAGGUUACCUCAGUUUCACUCUUUAGACAUGGAUGUAGCUACCUUUUUUUUUUUUUUUUGUAUGUUAUUUUUUUAAGCAAUUGUGUUGAAUUAGGAGUAUACUUGGUGUGGAAAGAGUAUGACUUUGCCAUGUGAUUUGCAAAUGGGGGGAAAGCUACUGUGAGCGUGUUUUAUUUUUUAAUUUACACCAUAGAGUGAUUUUUUUCCCCCAGUGUCAAGUUUUUACCUUGCAUGUACUGGAGUAUUUAUUUCAUCUAUUAAAAUGUUAUGUUUCUCAGA